AUGGCCUGUCGUCCCAAGCAGCCCCCCGAGGCUGCAGCCGGUGAGGAGCCCGACGAGAUCAUGAGACCGACUUAUGGAUCUAUCCAGGUCCCCUACCCGACCAGAGGGGAGGAGGCUGGCGUGCCAACUGAUCCCGAGACGCUGUUGAAGUUGCUCCCCUCGCUCAUCAAGAUGGAAAAGUAUUCUACCAUAUUUGACUGGUCCAGAGCGGUGAGAUGCUUCGUCCUCCUGGAGCACAAGUUGCCUAGGCACGCGCGUACAGCGUUGAUGGCGGUAUGCUUCAAAGUGGGCUUGGCGCCCGGCAUGGAGAUCUCGGCGAAGUCAGCGUUGACUGGCACGGUAGUCAACCUCUGCAGGGGAAUCGACGGAGAAUUGGUCCUUCGUCCCACCGACGUCACUCUCGACUGGCUGCCGAUUUUUGAGCAGCUGCGGUUCGAUGCUUUCAGCCGCCGAGACACCAUCUUUGGUUGGAAUGAGACUUACGACGUCUGCACGUACGCGCGAAAAUUCUUCGAUCCAGCGGACCGGGUGGCUAUCCUCGAGAAGGCUCUGACCCUCUUCGACACGGCUCAUUUAUACAAGGCAGACGAUGUGGCCCGGAUGCUCGGGUUGCUGUUGCCGACGACCGUUGCUCCAGAAUCGCUCCCUCACUGCCAGCCAUCCGCGCUUCUCCCGACCCUCUUUUCCCUCCUCGCAUGGGUGGGACCGAGGAACGGGGCGACCUCAUACAUUGUGGAGCUCAUCUCCCAGUUCGCCGUCCAUCACGUGGGCUGCGAGCACAGCCCUUUCGGACGCUACGGUAUUUUCGACGAGCCGAAGGCCAACCAGAUGUAUACGACCAUCUCCCGUCAGAUUCUGAUCGACAACGACGACGAGCAUGGCGAUGGCGCCUUUGAGGAACCGCCCAUUCGAUCGGCUUCCAGCGAUUGGUUCGCCCUAUCGGUUGCCCGGUGGAUUGUCUCCUCGCUCUCGCCCCUGUGCCUCGGCGAGGAGAGUUCCAUGUUGUCGCUCCUGGAACGCUUUAUCGCAGCCAUUCGCGGCCUAUGCCACCCACAAUCCAAACGGCAGGCGGAGUCGGGCUUUGUCGGCCAGGUCCUUCAGUAUCUGGCCUCGGAAUUCUGUAAGCGGUACAACGGGGAGCGUCGCGGGCAGCUGGCGGUGCCACCACCACGGCGGAUCAACGACAACCUAAAACAACGGUUUGUCUUCUUGCUGACUGAGCCGGUUCUCUUGGGCUGCUUUUCGCCGUCGUCCAAGAUGAGCAAGCCCUGCCUCGACGCCAUCAAGAGCCUGGCCGCUCUCGAGCCCCGUCUCGUCAUCCCCGCCGUCCUGCAACACUUCUACACCAGCCGGGACAGCCAAGUCGACGGCGAUGUGGAACUCUUCAGCUGGCGGGUCCUGCUCGCGUCGUGCAGCGCCAUCGCGCAAGAAAGGUGGGCGAGAUGCCAUCUGCCGGCCCUGAUGGGGGAUGCCCUGUACGGCAUCGACGCGAGCAGGCUGCCGCUGACGAGCGUUGUCUGCCAGUUCAUCCGAGUGGCAGUUUGCUUUCUUUCCUGGGCGCAUAUUGCCAAGUCGGGCAAGUCCGAGGGUUUCGACCUCUAUCACGAUCACGAUCAACGCUUUGACGGGGAAGAGGCUGAGGGGAAAGACCCUGAGAGGGAAGAGAUCGAGAUGCUCCAGUCCCUCUUCCGCGGCUUCGGAGAGUUCACCAGGCAGUUCCUCGACCGUGUGCUUGGCUUCUUGUCGAAUACGGCCGGUUCUGACAUCGACGCCGAAGGCGAACGGGACGCUGCCAACGAAGCCGCCGUAGAUGCGGCAGCAGAGUGCCUCCUGUCGCUGCCUCCUGACUCUGACAUACUCCACGAACGCAUGCAGCAACUGAGCGAGUUUGUCGCAUCAAAGGCGAUCCCCCGAGCGGGGACGACAGUGGCACGCCUUGUCAUGGCUGCGGUGCAAGCGAACCCACAGAAAGGCAUCGACACGUUCGUGCCCAUGCUGAUCCGGCAUAUCCAGAGCGAAAUCACGACCACUCACUGGAUGGGCUCCGACCGCCAUGACUUGCUAUCGGUAGAUCACAAGCUCUCCUGGUACGCCAACGUCCUCGGCAUGUGCCUCCUGCGUGGUGGGCACGGGCUUCUGGGUUACACGACCGCGGUGAUGGAACUGGUCGGACUCGCCGAGGAGAUCUGUAAACACCGGGCGUCUGCCUUCCGCGGGUGGCUGAUCAAGCAGAUGCUGCGUGGCUUGACCGAGACCUUUACGACCUCGUACGUGGCCGGGAGGGCAAACCAGCAGCUGGGCCUUGGUGACUGGGGCGAAAUAGCCAAGGAGAUCCCCUGGCAUGUUCCCUCGACCGAGGAGAUUCGAGAAGCCUCCGAGAUCUUCAAAGCGGAAACCACCUGGCUGGAGAAACACAUCCGUACCCUCCUGAAGAGCCACGCUUCCUUGAACGGGGAGGCCUCACGCAAGGCCUGGGUUGACAGCCUCGCCAACGCAUUUGGCCACAUGAGCGAGGUAUUUUGCGGCAUGGCGACCCUGUUCGACCCGGUCCAGGCAUCCGCUGGCAGCAACGCCAACACCCCCUCCAACAACGAUGCCGACGAUGAAGCAGACCUUGUUGUGUCGACUCAUGCGCGAACGCUCCAGUGCGUGCUAGAGCCCGGUAGCACUAUCUAUGUCAGUAUUCACGAGCAACGGGGCGCCAUGCGAAAGCUGGCCGGCGAGGUCCACGGCUUUCUCACCGACAUGAAGAAGAAGAAGGAGUAUGGCGAGUGCUUCCGGACGCUAUACAAAUUCUACGAGACCUUCGUUGGCGACGUCGGGUACUGUACCGCGCAUCAGGGGAGGCACGCUCCACGCUUCGCGCGCUUUGACUGGGAGAAAGAUUUUAUAGCCACAGGAGUCUCACCGUCGCAUCCUCCGGCUCUCAGUGCCAAGCGCAUGGCUUGCUACCAUCACGAGCUCCAAGCUUGCGGAAGCGAGCGACGCCGUAUGGGUGAUCUCGACAAGGAAAUACUUCGAGACCUGGUUGAAGGUUGCAGUUCUCCCGACGCGGCUGUUCGCGGAGCGGCGCAGGAUGCCCUUCGCCGCUCGCUCAAUACAUUGCCAGGCUCCGCCAAAGUCUUCCUCCCUCUGAUGGUGGCCAAGCUGCGCGAGCUGGUCCGAAGCAGCAAACCCCGGGGCGGGUUCUUCGCCACGGUCUCGCGACGCGGUCUGCGGCAGAGCAGCGACGACGACCCCGGGAUUGAAAACGACAAGCACAGCAGGAUCGAAAGCGCGCUGCACACACUCAUCGAGGUGGAUUUGGAGCCAGACGACGACGAUAACAAAGGUAUGAUUCACGCGGUCUGGAUGCAAGAUUGCCCUCGGCAGACGACCGAUCUGAUCAAUGCUCUGAUGGAAACGGCCGCAACCGUGACCGAUGCGCCCGAGAUAUCCAAGCUGGCGGGGAAGGGCAUCACGGCAUUGAAAACCCCCCUUCUCUGCGAGCGCAGGGCCGUCUCGACGCAUGGCAUGGUGGAAGAUAUCUGUGCAGCUGAUGACUGUUCGGAGACCAUCCUCAAGGCGCGCGAGGCCAUCAGAGCUUCUGAGGCUGCGACGGCAAAGGGCCGGCACGAGCUGGGGCUCCAGAUGAUAAGCAAGGCGACGGAUCCGAGAAUCUACGACAAAUACAUCGGCGCCCAGUUCACGGGCUUCGACAAAGACGGCCCCCCCGUCGAAUACAUCCGCUUCCUCGUCGCCGGUGCCGUCGCGGAUUCGGUCGAGCGUCGCAACGAGUGCAUCGCCCAGUUUGGCACGCUCAUUAGAUCCUGCUUCGAAAGAAUCCGCCAUGGGAACAGUCUCGAGAGUCACCUCCGUACCCGGGAUCAAGGGGGACGGGGGCGGGUCCCGAUGGACCCCAAAGGGGACGAGACCUUCACCCACAGAUUCCUCGCCGGUUCUGAAAUGCGUGGCGGGGACGACAGCGGCAGCGACGGCUGGCUUCUCGGUGACAGCGAUGACUUCCUUGUGGACGAUGCCGGCCAGGGCUCACUGUUGUGGGCCCCAUUCUCUGCCUGGCACGCCGACAUGCGACUCUCAGACGGCGACCGCAAGACAGAUGGCAUGCUGGAGAAGCUGGGAUCUCUCCUGACGCAAAAAUGGUUCGAGACUGUCCUGUCCUUUUCGGAUAAGAGCGCGCAAUCGAACACCCCGACCAUCCAUGCGCCCACCGUCGAGCUCCUGACCGGUGUCAUCCAGCUGAUGGAAGCGGGCAAGACAGUUGCCAAGCUGGAGGGCAUGAAAGACCUGGUUGGCAAAGUCCUCGGUGACGGCACAAAGGCUGGCCAGCACAUCGCCACGGCGACCUUGCUCCUCGCCCUCAUGCACGCUCCCAUGUCUCGCGACUUCCGCCGCCGCGCGUUGGAAAUUGCGGAGCCUGUGCUGAUCGACAUCCUUGAGCGGAAGAUGGGAUCCUAUAGCAAGACGUGGUAUAGCUUUCUGAAGCUGCUCACGGAAAACUACGACCCAGAGCGAUUUCCAGGCCUGGUCAAGUAUGUCGGGUCCCUCCGCCUCCACGCCUCGGACGAGGCGGCCCGGAGCGAAGCGAAACUUGAAAUCCUCAGGAUCGUGGUGUCUGAGGUGGGGUGGCGGUUCCCCAGCAGCCAGAACAUCCUUGACAUGCUUCGGGCGUUUGCGACAGGCGCCAUUCCGAACCUGGAUGUUGCCGUCAAGCUGGGCACCACCCUGGCAGAUGUCCACACGUCGAGACGCCACGAGUCACACCCUGACAUCUUUGCCUUGAUCAAAGCAAACCAGGAUGCAUCGCCCCUCGGUAUCCCCCCGCACGAGUCCAGCCACGAGGUACUGGUCACGCUUGCGCAGCUGGUCGAUACCGUCUCCAAACUGCGACAAGAAGCGCCCCCAGACCAGGUGACUUGCUCGGAUGCCUAUUUCUACCUGUCGAAUACGCUGUUGGUAUUCCUAUCCGGCAUCUCCAAGUCGGGCGCGUCAGGGAUUCUCGCCUCUCCUUUCAGGCCGGCCGAGUCAAAGAGCCCCGUCAGGCCACGUUUCGCGGUCCUUGAGGAGCUCUGGCACGUGUUGGAUGCACGCCGCGCCGACGGGGCGAAUGUGGCGAAAGACGCAACCGAGGCGCUGAGGCAUCUGUGCCGCAUCCCACUGGACGGAGACGGCGAGUAUCAGUCAUUCUGGAAGGCGGUCUGGGACAAGACCGGGCCCAGCCACACGCUGCGCCACCGCACCGUGGCCCUGGGCAUGAUUCGCCUGCUCUACCUGCACAGACUGUGGGUCAGCACGCCGGCCGAGCAGCGGACAGUUCUCGAGGCACUGCGCAGCAAGAUACAAGAUGCGAGUGGAGACGUCCAACGGAUCGCUGCGGACGUCCUGACCCUUUUGCUCUCCCGCAGCACACCCGCCGUCGUGGCGCCCUUCAUCGGGGCCCUGGUCAAAGACAGCGCGGGCGCACUGCGUGGGGCAAGGUUACCGGGACAGGCGCGUAUCGCACGCUUGGAGCUGGACGUUGUGGUUUCGGCGUUCCCCCCACCGGGGAUGCCGUAUGGAUUAGCGGACGGGGCGGACUGUGUUGUGCGUUGGAUGGAGGACAUGCGGGAUACGCUGGGGCACCCAUCCGUGUGUGCUUGA
Molecule: messenger RNA, 5640 nt
Organism: Fonsecaea nubica
Lineage: Eukaryota; Fungi; Ascomycota; Eurotiomycetes; Chaetothyriales; Herpotrichiellaceae
Exons: 2
Coding region: 1-5640 (1879 amino acids)
Biological process (GO): proteasomal ubiquitin-independent protein catabolic process
Cellular component (GO): nucleus; cytosol
Molecular function (GO): peptidase activator activity; proteasome binding
Source: RefSeq, a predicted model, not a curated record